AUGGAUAAAUCUUGGAUUGCUAAGCCACGAAACUCAGAUGAAUACAUAGUCGGUCUAGAAAACUUCUUGGAUUUUGCAUUUCAACAUGGAGCAAUUGAGAAUAGUAAGAUAAUAUGUCCAUGUCCAAGUUGUGGGUUUCGCAAAUGGCAUGCUCGAAAAGAUGUUAGAGAUCAUUUACUUUACAAACCAUUCCCUAAGAAUUAUGUUGUAUGGAACUUUCAUGGCGAGAAAGAAGUAACCGAAUUCUCAACAAGUGCACAUGUCAUGCGCGAGACAUUGGCAACUGAACAUCCCCUAGAUAACAUGGUAAAUGAUGCUUUCGGGAUACAUAUGGAUCAGGAGAGCGGUGAGGAUUCAGGCACGGAAGAUUUUGUAAACGAUGAGCCAAGAGAAAAUCGUAAAGACUUUGAUGAGUUUCUCAAGGAAGGCAAUCAAAAGCUACAUGAAGGAAGCGACUUCACAAAGCUAGAAUUCAUAGUCAAAUUGUAUCAUAUUAAAGUCUUGUGUGGACUAAGUGACAAGGCCAUUACCAUGAUACUUGAGUUGGUGAGGGAUGCUUUUAGUUGUGUGAAUUUGCCUACGACUUUUGAUCAGGCAAAAAAACUAAUUCGAAAACUAAGUCUUGACUAUGUUAAGAUAGAUGCUUUCCCCAAUGAUUGUAUGUUGUUCGAGGAUGAAGACCCAAACAACAUCCAGCAAACAUGUAGUCAUUGUGGUGCUUCUAGGUGGAAUUCUAAGAAGAAGAAGAAGAAAAAGCAAGCUGCCAAGGUUUUGAGAUACUUUCCGUUGAAACCAAGGUUACAAAGAUUGUUCAUGUGUCGUAAAACUGCAGAGCAUAUGUUAUGGCAUGCAACAGCGAAGGGAGAAAAUGACAAAAUGGUGCAUCCAAGAGAUGGAACUGGGGACCAUACAUUUGAAAAAAGAUUGCAUCUUGGUGGCCCAUUGGUGAAAGAAAAUAUUGCAAGAGUCCUUUCUAUGGACAAAGACGUCCAAUGCUGCAGCGUGGGGCAGAAUUUUUGUGUUAGUGACUUGCUUUUAUUAGGAAGAGCAAUCGUUGAAGAGGCACGCAGUCUCUUACACUGGUUGGACUCUCAGGCUGGUUUUGGCAAGAUGGGUGUUUGUGGACUUAGUAUGGUUUCGUCUGCACUUCCUUCAGACUUGCGGCAGUUCCAUCUGCGCUUUCUUCCGGCGGUUCCGUCUGCAUCCGUUUUAUCAGCAACUUGA
Arachis duranensis is the source of this 1224-nucleotide messenger RNA. RefSeq lists its product as uncharacterized. Lineage: Eukaryota; Viridiplantae; Streptophyta; Magnoliopsida; Fabales; Fabaceae. The record is from RefSeq and is a predicted model, not a curated record. The coding region runs from base 1 to 1224 and encodes 407 amino acids. The transcript is spliced from 5 exons.